AUCUCCCGGCGGGCAGCGCGCCCCAAACGGCCGCCGGGCGCUCGUGACCACCAGGCGACCAAUCACGUGCGGCCCGGGGCCUUUACCCGCCCCCGCCCCGCCCCGCGGUGCGUCCGCGAUCCGAGCGCUCUAAGAUGGCGGCGGUGGAGCCGGAAACCACUCCCAACCCCCAACCUGCAGAAGAGGAGAAAACCGAGCCAGCACCUAGUCAGGAGGUUGCCAGCCCUGAACAGUAUAUUAAACAUCCACUACAAAACAGAUGGGCACUCUGGUUUUUUAAAAAUGACAAGAGCAAAACUUGGCAAGCAAAUCUUCGUCUUAUCUCAAAGUUUGAUACUGUUGAGGAUUUUUGGGCUUUAUACAACCAUAUCCAGCUCUCUAGUAAUUUAAUGCCUGGCUGUGACUACUCGCUCUUUAAGGAUGGGAUUGAGCCCAUGUGGGAAGAUGAGAAGAACAAGCGAGGAGGCCGAUGGCUAAUUACACUAAACAAGCAGCAGAGACGAAGUGACCUUGAUCGCUUCUGGCUAGAGACACUGCUGUGCCUUAUUGGGGAGUCAUUCGAUGACUACAGCGAUGAUGUGUGUGGUGCUGUUGUCAACGUUAGAACUAAGGGUGAUAAAAUAGCAAUAUGGACAACUGAAUGUGAAAACAGGGAUGCUGUUACGCAUAUAGGGAGAGUAUACAAGGAAAGAUUAGGACUUCCUCCAAAGAUAGUGAUUGGUUAUCAGUCCCAUGCAGACACAGCUACUAAGAGCGGCUCCACCACUAAAAAUAGGUUUGUUGUUUAAGGCGACACCUUCUGAGUAUUCUUUCAUAGGAGACUGCGUCAAGCAAUCGAGAUUGGGAGCUGAACCAAAGCCUCUUCAAAAGCAGAGUGGACUACAUUUAAAUUUGAUUUCCAUCUAAAUGUUGCUAAGAUUUGUGAGAAGUCUCAUUCGCCUUUGUCUUCUACUUCUAUGUUCAAUUUUUCUAUUUUGGCCGAAGUAACCGUUACCAAUCGGAAUUUUAGCACACUUCACCCCCCAAAUCCAUACGUGUGUUUCUGGCCCACUCUGUAAUAGCUUGGUAGAAACAUUACUAUUGCAAAAAAGUAAUUUGUUUAUCUACAGUAUUCAGAAAAGAAGUUGCAUUUCUGUACCUGCAGGAAAUUACUCUGUUUUACAUUUGCAUUGUAUGCAGUAAGAUUUUGCUGGUUUGGAAAAGAGUAUGGUGCAUACAGUUUUCUAGCAAUUUUUUUAUACAGCAUCAUCUUUGCUGUAACCUCUGCUGAUGGCUGCUAGAUUAAUUUAUUUCUUUUCCCUAUUUGAUAACAUUAGUGAUAUUUUGAUUUCAGUUGUUUUUGCUCAUGUAACAUUUGGUGAAGAAUCUGGGAGUAUGACAAAGGUGGAAUAAACGUGAAUUUUGUGCA
Zonotrichia leucophrys gambelii is the source of this 1408-nucleotide messenger RNA. RefSeq names its product eukaryotic translation initiation factor 4E (gene EIF4E). The transcript is spliced from 7 exons. NCBI's taxonomy places the organism in Eukaryota, Metazoa, Chordata, Aves, Passeriformes, Passerellidae. Bases 135 to 788 code for a protein of 217 amino acids. Gene Ontology annotation, cellular component: eukaryotic translation initiation factor 4F complex; cytoplasm. The record is from RefSeq and is a predicted model, not a curated record. Gene Ontology annotation, biological process: translational initiation. Gene Ontology annotation, molecular function: RNA 7-methylguanosine cap binding; translation initiation factor activity.